AUGGUACGCUGGAAAAUAUGGGCAGUUCGUAAUGAUCUUGUGUGGAAUGACAAAACUUGUUCGGCGUAUGAUGUGGUGCGGUCGGCUAGAAUAGUCCUUGACCAAUGGUUAAGUGGUCAAUCACAAAAAAUGGGGGCAUUAUUAAUAGAUGAUAUUAAUAAUGUUAAUGAGCACUGGAAGAAACCAAUGUUGAAUACGGUUAAGGUUAAUGUUGAUGGCGCCAUUUUUCAAGCGGAGAAUAAGUUUGGGUUUGGCUGUGUGGCAAGGGAUCAUAAUGGACAGCUUAUUAAAGCUAUUUCUGGGAGCCGUAUUGGUUUGGUUCAACCAGAAGUAGCAGAGAUAAUUGGGGUCAAAGAGGCUUUAAGUUGGAUAAAAAGAAAGAAAUGGGCAAAUGUGGUGAUCGAGACCGACGCUUUGAUGGUUGUUCAGGCAAUCAAAAGUUCGAUAAAUAUGCCAUCACAAUUUGGUAUGAUUGCUCGUGACUGUCGAGAACUUCUUUCUAUCUUAAAUAAUAUUUCUUUAAUGUUUGUAAAACGAUAUGCAAACAAGGCCGCUCAUUGUGUAGCAAGAGGGUCUUGCUUAAAGUCAGAUUGUAUUUUCAAUGAGACUGAUGUUCCUUUUGAUUUAAGGACUAUUGUAGCUACUGAAAAUUAUUGA
This is a messenger RNA of Cannabis sativa, 657 nucleotides long. RefSeq lists its product as uncharacterized. Bases 1 to 657 code for a protein of 218 amino acids. The record is from RefSeq and is a predicted model, not a curated record. NCBI's taxonomy places the organism in Eukaryota, Viridiplantae, Streptophyta, Magnoliopsida, Rosales, Cannabaceae. Gene Ontology annotation, molecular function: nucleic acid binding; RNA-DNA hybrid ribonuclease activity. The transcript has a single exon.